AUGAGUUAUGCUCAAAGAAAGUUUGAUGAAAACAUGUCUUCUCUCCCCAGUCAAAAUUCUUCUAGUUAUAUUGAUACUGAUGUGUAUCAAUCUCUUUAUACUUCAAAUAGUUUUGGUCACAAUUCAGUACACCAUCAAGGUCAAAAUUCUUCUAGUUAUAUUAAUACUAAUGUGUAUCAAUCUCUUUAUCCUUCAAAUAGUAUUGGUAACAAUUCAGUACACCAUCAUGGUCAAAAUUCUUCUAAUUAUAUUGAUACUGAUGUGUAUCAAUCUUUUUAUCCUUCAAAUAGUUUUGGUCACAAUUCAGUACACUAUCAAGGUCAAAAUUCUUCUGAUUAUAUUGAUACGGAUGUGUAUCAAUCUCUUUAUCUUUCAAAUAGUUUUGGUCCCAAUUCAGUACAACAUCAAGGUCAAAAUUCUUCUAGUUAUAUUGAUACUGAUGUUUAUCAAUCUCUUUAUCCUUCAAAUAGUUUUGGUCACAAUUCAGUUCACAAUCAAGCCAUGUCCAUUCCUGAGUCAAUCUUACAUCAUCCCCCACAAAACAGUAGUACCGGUUUUUCUCACCAGAUAUAUCAUCCAAACUUUGAUCAAAACACAUCUUAUCUUUCCUCCUAUGGAAAUACAUCAUUUUACUCAUACACUAAUAAUGAUGUGAAUCAGGUCUGGUCUGCAGGAGAGUCAUCCUUAAACCAACCCAUGAUUACUCCAGGGUCACAGGUGCACCAUGGAUCCAACUACGAGGAGUCCGGGCCCCAGUUUUUACCAGGAUCAGUGUCCUACCAUCAAACUGGAUACAGUCCAAUGAAUUUUGAGGCUUCAAUUGGGCACCAACAAAUAAUGACUUCAGAUUCAUUUGGGCAAUAUCAUGCUGUGAAUGAACCCCAGCCACCUCUCACAGUUGGAGUAUCUGUUGGACAACCUGAAGCCAUUAAUCAGCAAUACCAACCCAUGAUUGUUCAAGCUUCUAUGGAGAACCAUCAAGUUGCCAUAAAUCAAACAUUUCAAGAUCAAACUAUUGAGAACCAGCUACACAUGCAUCUACAUAGAGGUGGGGAGGGAGUUGGUCAUGGUACUCAACAUUCUGGCAAUAAACCCCGCUUACACUGGACUCCCGAGCUGCAUGCCGAAUUUCUCAGUGCAAUCAGCCAACUAGGAGGAGUCUCCAAUGCCACCCCAAAAGCUAUCCUUAAGAAAAUGAAUGUGAGGGGGUUGACAACUGAGCACAUUAAGAGUCAUCUACAGAGGGUGAGAAUGUUCAUGAAACGGUCUCUGUUAUCCGCACAAACUGCUGGUGGGAGAAAGUUUCUUGGUCAUUAUACUAAUAAUUAA
Molecule: messenger RNA, 1329 nt
Organism: Daucus carota subsp. sativus
Lineage: Eukaryota; Viridiplantae; Streptophyta; Magnoliopsida; Apiales; Apiaceae
Exons: 3
Coding region: 1-1329 (442 amino acids)
Molecular function (GO): DNA binding; DNA-binding transcription factor activity
Source: RefSeq, a predicted model, not a curated record